UAAAUAGAACAAAGAAUGAAAUUGAGAAUGAGAAGAGUAAGAGUCGACAACGACAGCCCAGAGGGAAGCUGUAUGAAUAUUUUGGGCUGGAUUCCGUAGAAGUUCGCUAGAGGUAGAGGAGCGUGGUGUUCCUACUCCGUGGCCCAGUCUUUCACUUGUAGUCCCUUACAUAUCCCACACCGAGCGUUCAAGCAAUGCUUGCAGUCUGUAUAUACGGAAGACUCUCAUCCAGGGUUGUCCCUUCGGGGACAUCCGAUAAAAUUGGAACGAUACAGAGAAGAUUAGCAUGGCCCCUGCGCAAGGAUGACACGCACAAAUCGAGAAAUGGUCCAAAUUUUUUUGCCACUUCGAUCCAAGAUUUUCUGCGGCCAUUUCCGCUUCGAUUGGUUUCCAGGUUAUGGUUUUCACCUUCUCAACUUUUGGUUUCUGCUUCCAUUUCCACUUCGAUUGGUUUCCAGGUUAUGGUUUUCACAUUCUGAACUUUUGGUUGCUGCGUUUUCAGGCAUGCCUCAACUCUAUUACUUUUUUGUAUUACUACUCUUUGAUAUAAUUGUGUGGUAUUACUUUUUUGGACAAUUGAUUGAUGAAAUACUGUGUUGUUCUUACUGCUUCAGAUUGAAAAUCUAACUCCAUAUUAAAAUCUUUUAAUAAUGGUACAUUGUUAGCUGAAUCUAGGGUUUUGUGCUCCAAAGGUUGCUACUUUUUUGGAUAAUCAUGUCAUCCUUAAUUCCUUAUGCUGCUGAACCGGAAAUUUUCCUCUUCUGAUCAUUGCAGCGUGGUGAAAUAGAGAAAGAAGCAUUCUCUCUUGAUAUGAGUAGGGGCACUCACACUCAUAUUUAUUUUAGCAUCACAUAUGCUAUUGACAUUUAGAUUUAUCUGUGGGAAGUCAGUUAGAAGCUUGUUUAUAAUCAUAUAUGCAUAAUUUUGUUGUUGUUGUCUUUUACUAAUUACUUGCUUCAACUGUCUGGUCAGACCGUAUCAUCACGUUCAGUUGGAAUGUUACUGGACUGAUGGCUUAACAGCCAUGAUUGAUUGACUAUAGACCUUUGUUCUUGCUGCUUCACAUUUGGGAGAUGCUAUACUUCUCAAAUGCUCUUGGCCUUAUGGUUUGACUCGUUAGGGGAUUUCAGAGAGAAGCCGGGAGGUGCAUACAUUUUAACUUCAAUGACAUAAUAUCCCUAUUUGUCAGUCUUGGACCAGAUAUAUGACUUUUUGCUGAUUACUUAGAGCAUGCGAUGCCAUUCUAAUGUGGUUCUAUAACUUCAGUUUAUUGCCACCCACCUAAAUCUGGGAUCAUUUUUUAAAAAUAAAUGUCCCCCUCCCUCCCCUGCAAAAUCCCGGAACCCCUGAACCAAACAAACCCUAAGGGCUCUUAGAUUCUCAAAAUUUUGUCACUGUUGUCCAUAGCGGUUCUGUUGUUCGCAUGACUUCUGCAUUUAUUAUUACUGAAAACUCAAGGCCCCUCUCGGGGUUGUUGCCAGUUUUGAAUUUUCUGUCUAAACUACAACUCAACCAAUUGUUUUUCCAAUGGAACCCCAUUUAUGCCUAUUGUGCAUUGGAGGUGUUGUUUAACACUUGAGCUGUGGUUUUGAUCCCAACAGUUACUAGUGAUUUUUCAGACCAAGCCAUUUUUUUCUUCACACGAAGAACUAAUAACAUGAAUCACCAAAUUUAGCAUGUGCAGCAAUUUACCAGUAUGGCCUAAUCUCAUGCAUCAUUGAGCACAAUGUCUACCCUUCUUCAGUUAUUCUGCAGGCUUUCGCUCUUAUGUUACGCAGUUUGGUUACCCCCCCCCCCCCCUGCUGUAUCAACUGUUGGAUUAUGUUUGUUUGGAUGCCAACCUGUUCAGCCUUUUUUGGAUUGGAAGAAGCACUACAAUUAGCUGAAUCGGGAAAGAAGGGAAGAAAGAAACAACUCAUAGAAACAUGUGUGUACUUUGGUAGAUGUGAAUAGCAGCUAAUAUGCCAUUCACUUUACUUCUCUGUUAUCUAUUCAUGUCGUGGAGUCGUGGGAAGUCUUUCUGUGCUUAAACACAGUUACACCACACUGGCAAAUUUUGAUUGCCUCCAGUUAGUGUUGGAAAUUCAGCAUUAUAUAUGUAAAGCUAAAAGCUCCCUCCUUUUUUUUUAAGCUCCCUCCUCCUAAUGGACUCAAUAUGAAUGGCUCAAGACUUAACCCUUCAAGGUAUUGCUUAUAAAAUUCAGCUAGUUCUAAACCUUACCAGCAGUCAAAAAUUCAUGUUAUGUUGCACAAGCAAAGUCGAAAGAAGUUAUAGAUUGACAUAUUAUAGUAGCCUACAACUGACCUGCUUUGGUUGAAAAGUUGCACUGGUAUGACUCGUGAACAAUUAUUUUCUUUAGUGAUAAAGAUCUCAACACUUUUGUGUUGUUCCAGAUAAGAGUAAAUAUCUCCACAGCCCUCGAUAU
Messenger RNA from Cuscuta epithymum, 2426 nucleotides. The record is from the annotation of a GenBank genome assembly. NCBI's taxonomy places the organism in Eukaryota, Viridiplantae, Streptophyta, Magnoliopsida, Solanales, Convolvulaceae.